CCAUUGCUACAUUACCCCCCCUCUCAUCAACCCUCCUUCCUUCCUCUACCGCUCACCCAGCCCCUUCGCCACAAUGGCUACUACUACCACUACCGUCACGGAACAACCGGACAAUGCCGAUCCGUCUCCGUCGUCGUCUCCACCGCCCAAGAAGGUCUCGUACGAGCUCGCCGCGCGGAACAUCUACUACGCCAAGCCGGUGGCAACGCCGAGUUCGCUCGCGCGGCUAGUCACCAGGCCGUGCGGCGCGGCCCCGGCGCCGCCGGACUACAUCCUCCGCGACGUGUCGCUCACGGCCCGGGCCGGGGAGGUCCUGGCCGUUGUGGGUCCCAGCGGCGCCGGCAAGUCGACACUGCUGGACAUUCUCGCCGCGCGCACCGCGCCGACGCACGGGAGGCUGCUGCUCAACUCCGCUCCGCUCCGGGCGUCGUCCUUCCGGCGGCUCUCGGCGCACGUGCCCCAGGCGGACGUCGCGCUCACCCUGCUCACCGUCUCCGAGACCUUCGCGUUCGCGGCGUCGCUGCUGCACCCGGGGUCGGCUGCCACGGCGGAGGCGGCGGUCGCCGCGCUCCUGGCCGACCUCGGGCUGGCGCACGUCGCGCACACGCGGGUCUCCCCCUCAAGGCUCUCCGGCGGCGAGCGGCGGCGCGUGUCCAUCGGGCUCGCCCUCCUCCGAAACCCCGGCGUGCUCCUCCUCGACGAGCCGACCUCCGGCCUCGACUCCUCGUCGGCGCACGUGGUUGUCGGCUGCCUCCGCGCCGUCGCCGCCGCCCGGGGCACGACGGUGGUGCUCUCCAUCCACCAGCCGAGCGCGCGCCUCCUCUCCGCCGUGGACUCCCUCCUCCUCCUCUCCCGCGGCACCGUCCUCCACCACGGCUCCCUCGCCUCCCUCGACGCCACCCUCCUCUCCCACGGCCUCGUCGUCCCGGCGCAGCUCAACCCUCUCGAGUUCUCCCUCGAGGUCCUCGACCAGCUCCCUCAUCCUUCCCCCUCCAACCCUGAGCCCAAGUCGUCGACCCAAGAACUCACCUCGCCAUCGUCGGAGUCGGACCAUCGAAAGGCAGCCGCGGCGGCGACGUCGUCGUUGACUGCUUCGCCGUCGUCGAGGCUGCACGAGCUGGUGGUGCUGUACAAGAGGGCAUGGAAGGUUGUGUACCGCAGCAAGCAGCUGCUGCUGAUCAACUUCCUGGAAGCCGUACUCGUGGGCACACUGCUGGGGACCAUCUACAUCCACGCCGGCUACGGCGAGGCCGGCGCGCACAAGCGGCUGGGCCUGUUCGCCUUCACGCUGACCUUCCUGCUGACCUCGACGACGGAGACGCUGCCGACGUUCGUGUCGGAGCGGCCGAUCGUGCUGGCGGAGACGGCGGCGGGGCUGUACCGGCUGUCGUCGCACGCGGCGGCGGCCACGCUGGUGUUCCUCCCGUACCUCCUGGCGGUGGCGCUGCUCUACUCCAUCUGCGUCUACUUCCUGGUGGGGCUCUGCGCGUCGCCGGGCGCCUUCGCGGCGUUCGUGCUCGUGGUGUGGGCGGUGGUGCUGACGGCCAACUCGUUCGUGCUGUUCGUCAGCUCCUUCGCGCCGGACUACAUCGCCGGGAUGUCGCUGGUGUCGGUCUCCCUCGCCGGCUUCUUCCUCUUCUCCGGCUACUUCCUGUCGCGCGGGAGCAUGCCAUCCUACUGGGUGUUCAUGCACUACGCGUCGCCGUACAAGUACGCGCUCGACGCGCUGCUGGCCAACGAGUACUCGUGCGCGGCGAACCGGUGCUUCGGCGUCAUGGGCGGCGGCGAGUGCUCAGAGACGGGGCGGGACGUGCUUGCGGAGAAAGGGCUCACGCCGGAGGAGCGGUGGACCGGCGUGCAGGUGCUGUUCGGCUUCUUCCUCCUCUACCGGGUGCUCUACUGGGUGGUGCUCAGCCGGCGAGCGUCGAGGGCCAAGAGGUGAUGGCGGUGGUCAUGAGCGGCGAAGAAUAAUUCGCCAUGAUCUUGAGCACGUCGGUACGACGUGCGUGUGAACGCGUGCAUGCGCGCAUGCAAACAAGCGGCAUAGCAGGUAUGCCAGAUUGCUUGUCAACUUGGAGAGAGGGGAUGACGAAGAGAUGAUUAUUAACUGGUAAUUACGGUGUCAUAUACUGAUGUAAAUUGUGAAGAUACAACUCCUUUUUUAUAAGUGUGUGAUAUGAUCGAUGGACGUACGGGUGAAUAAUGCGUUAAUUAACUUAUAAAGAUAAUUAAGUUUUGUCUUGUUAAUUGA
Molecule: messenger RNA, 2251 nt
Organism: Setaria italica (foxtail millet)
Lineage: Eukaryota; Viridiplantae; Streptophyta; Magnoliopsida; Poales; Poaceae
Product: ABC transporter G family member 4-like
Cellular component (GO): membrane
Molecular function (GO): ABC-type transporter activity; ATP hydrolysis activity; ATP binding
Source: RefSeq, a predicted model, not a curated record